AUGAACCAGAAGUACGAGAAGCUGCUGAAGCUCUUCGCGGUCAGCAGCGGCAACGCCUCGCCCGUGCCGCACGGCGAGCCGCACGACCGGAGUGCGUCCCUGGCGCCCGGGAGGCGCGCGAGCAGCAGGCCACGGCUGGCCGCGGCGUAG
Prorocentrum cordatum is the source of this 150-nucleotide messenger RNA. NCBI's taxonomy places the organism in Eukaryota, Dinophyceae, Prorocentrales, Prorocentraceae. The record is from the annotation of a GenBank genome assembly.